AUGACUGAGAUGUCGCUAAGCACCGAGGCGGAUGCAGCCGCCGCCGCCGCCGCCGCCCCCGACUCCGCGCCCACGUCCGCGCCCGCGCCCGCAUCCCACGCUCCCACCAGUAGCGAUAACCAGGUCAAGUUCGAAGAACCGACGCUUGAUGCCCUCGCCGCCAUCGGGCCCUGCCUCGAUUUCGACACGGUGAAAGCAUGUGCAGACCAUUACACUCCCAAACGAAGGAGGGAUUCGGAAGAAACGUCGAACGUCGGUGACGAGAAACGAGUGAAAACCGAGCACAAUCCUCCAUCCAUACAGGAUAUUCCCACAGCUGCUACUGCUUCACCCCAAUCGGCCCCUCCUCCUACUGUUGCGCCAACUUGUGCAACACCACAACCCACGAUGCUACCAGAAACUCCGCAGGAUCCUGCAGCCACAGGUCUCGAUUCGAAAGAGACGGCGGCUCCUCAGCCAGAAACUCCACAAACUUCUGCUGCUACUGAGCUUCCUGUGCCGCAACAGCAGAUUGCGCAACCGACCCCCCAGGCGCAACCUGGCCCUCCGCAACAAUAUCCUGUUCAGCAAAUACAACAAAUAGCACAGGUUCCUCAGUCCACGCCAUCUCACGUUCCUGCAGCACCUCAAUACAGUGCCCAACCUUUGGUCACCCAGUCCAGCGGCCAGCCAUUGCCAGCUCAACAACACACCGUUGCCGAGCCUGCCCACGCACCUGCCCAUGUACCUGCAGCCCCUUUGCCUAGUGCUCAGCCGUUAGCAGCACAGCAAAAUAGCGUUCCUGAAUCUGCUCAUGUAUCCGCGGCCCAAUUGCCCAGUGCUCAGCCACCAGUAGCCCAGCAACAGGUCGCUGCUGAGCCUGCCGCUCCUAGCUGGGACCUCGCAGCCCUCCUUGAAUCUGCGCUGGGUGACAUUGAUGAGCAAGCGUUCAAGAGUUUGCAACAGCCAGAGCCAAAUGUUCUCGCUGCGAGAGCCCCUGAGCCUGCACCUCCGGUGCCGGCGCUGCCAGUUCCGCAGCAGUUACCUCGACCUGUCGCGCCUCUCGUCAGGCCGAAGCAGAAGAGGAUGAAGUUUCAUGAGAAUCCGAUUUACAUCGUACGAUCCAUGGGUCUACAUUUUCUAGGCUCUCUAGCGGUUCAAGUACUAUUAGCUCUCUCUGAGCGGCCCAGAGUGGAGACUGUGAAUGCGAUUCGCAGUUCCGAUUCUGAGACUGGAAAAGCGUACAAGUCACUGAGCGCCGCUUUCAAGGCUGCUCGCAGUAUGUUCUCAGAAACUUCUUCGAUCCUGCAAGCAGAUGAGCUUAAGAUUGAGGAACCUGGCGACUUUGAAACCAUACAGAUGGCCAACUUGGCGACAAUUUGUUCCACAAUAUUCGAGUCUGACAAUGCGUCACUGCUAGAAGCUCACAAUGGGUUCUUACGGACGUUCCUCCCCGAGCUGAGCCCACUCACAGACAACUUGACCAACCUGUUCCUUAGCUUGAAGACUCAGGCUUUUCUCCGCUCGUGUCCGGAAACUGCAGACGAUGCCCGAAUGCGAGAGCUUCUCGAGAUUUACUUUCCGGCCGACGCGGAGGCUCCUUUGAAACAGUUACACCCGGAUAGCCCACUCACUCAGACGGAAAAGGUCUUCAUGGGCAUGUCAACAAAACGUGGGGAGCGCCUAGGGAAUGAAGUGCGGGAUACGAUGAAAAGGAAGCUACUGGCCAUCGAAUACCCCUGGGACGGGCUGCUGGACGAUCUCAACAAAUACCUCCGAGAUAAUCUUGACAACGUGCUCACUUAUGCCGAGAGCCAGGGUAUCGAGAUUCCUGCUGACGAAGAGUCAAUUCCAGAGCCACAAAUUGACAUAGCCUCUGGGAUCGACCUAUCUGCACUCCAUGCGGCUGUACACGGAACCGACCAUGCCAAGAACGGGAUAUCUGAGGCAGACAAAGCCGUGAUGACGUCGGAUAGCCUGGGACUAGGCAAGCUCAUCCAGGCCACCAUGGACAAGGACAAGGCGGUAGAAACAGAAUCCCUAGGGUUAGCAUCGCUCAUCAAUGAGCGGAUGGGAGCACAUGCCGCCAGCCAAACGUAUCAGCACCCACAGGCUGGUCUCACGUACAAUGGGCUAGGCAACAUGCACAACACAUAUCUAUCGCAGCCACAAUACCACAAUGGACCGUACCAGCAACAGUACACUCAAGCACCAGCACCAGGCGGCUCGGCUGAUUUGCCCCCCAACCAGAGCUCGCCCUCGACAGUGCUGUAUGAGCGGGCUCGCCAAGCAGCUGUUGCCAAGUCGACAGUAAGCAAUACUCGUCGUGAUGGCCUCAGCAGUACCCGUCGGCCUUGGAGCCCCGAAGAAGAGAGGGCACUGAUGACAGGACUUGAUCUGGUCAAGGGACCGCACUGGAGUCAAAUCCUCUCUCUCUUCGGCCCGAACGGAACGAUCAGCGAUGUCCUCAAAGACAGAUCGCAAGUGCAACUUAAAGAUAAGGCCAGAAACCUGAAAUUGUUUUUCCUUAAGACAAAUUCGGAAAUGCCCUACUAUUUGCAGAGUGUUACCGGCGAGCUCAAGACAAGGGCCCCAAACCUUUCGGCUCGGAAAGCUCGUGAAAUGGAGCAGGCAGGAGUAAAUGCGGCUACAGAGGAGCAGGCUCGGGCUCAGGGCAUGGCAGGACUCACGCACGACAGCAAGACAGCAAGUCCCGCACCGCCACCAUGUUCGCCAUUGACACCAGGAGGCUCAGUUAAUGGCGGCAGGACAGGCAGCCCGUCCACUCCUUUGCAAACGCACGCCAAAAUUCCGAUCCCGCCCGCAACCUCAGGCGCCGCAGGCCCUUCGAUGGUUGCACACGCCCCGCAAGUUUCGAACGGCAUACUUGGUCCUCGGCCCGGAGUGGCUUCCACUAUUGGUCAGAUGUCUCCGCACGUGAUUGCUGCUCAAGCAAGGACAGCUGCUGCCACGGGGUCAGUACAACCUCAAGCGCAAUACUCACAUGUUCAGACUCAAGGAUACCAGUCACAACCGCAGCAAGGAGCCCAGGCACAGCAACAGCUGCCACCUAGAGCACAGAACCAGGCACAGCUGCAACAACAGCACCAACGUCACUUACCGGCGCAAAUUCCAGCAGCACAGCAGCGCAACAUACCUCCCAAUGCUCAAACUGGGUCACAGCAACCACUGGCACAUGGUCCUCACCAAGCCCAGCAGUUACCAGGACAGACGCCGCAUCACUAUUCACAGGCCCAGAAUGCUGCACAAAAGAAUAUGCCACGCCCUUCGACCACACAAGGCCAAACAUCGGCUGCUGCGGGUCAACAAAACAUGGCCUCGUCUACGUCACGGCCUAUGCAGCAAGGACAGGCAGUGCCUCAGAAUUAUCCACAGAAACCGCUGCAUCCGGCCCCGCAGUCCAUGCUUCAGCAACCAACCCAGCAAGGUCAACGCCCCCAGACUACGCAAGGAACCGUGCCAGGCCAGCAGCAGCCGCAGCAGCAAGCUCAACAACAGCAAUCACACACAGUCACACGGCCGCAGCAGCAGCAGCAGCAGCAGCAGGCUCAGAAAACAUGGCAGGUUCAGGGACAGCCGCAGUCAGCGCCUUCGAACCAGGGGCAGCAAGUACCACGACCGCCAAUCAAUGGGCUUCAGCCGCAGACAGCGAUUCCGGCAUAUCUUCAAGGUAGCCCAAGGCCAGUUCAGCAAUCGCCAUUAACCCUGCCUCAAGCACAGAAAGCCACCCCGCCUCCCAACCCUACCCAAGCAGCACCAUCUCAACAGACAGUACCUGUUGCCAAUCCUGAGCCAGCUCCCGCGCCCGCUGCUACUUCUGCAGAAGUCACAGCCUCCGACAAGACGUCAAGUCUAGAUGAAGACUUCAUGCAGAAGAUGGCAGCUGCUCUUGCCAAAGCAACCGGGUAG
Messenger RNA from Pyricularia pennisetigena, 3909 nucleotides. RefSeq lists its product as uncharacterized. The transcript is spliced from 4 exons. The record is from RefSeq and is a predicted model, not a curated record. The coding region runs from base 1 to 3909 and encodes 1302 amino acids. Lineage: Eukaryota; Fungi; Ascomycota; Sordariomycetes; Magnaporthales; Pyriculariaceae. Gene Ontology annotation, biological process: telomere maintenance via telomere lengthening. Gene Ontology annotation, molecular function: double-stranded telomeric DNA binding; protein homodimerization activity.